AUGCGAAGCGCUUCAAUCCCGUUCCUUCUCGCAGGCUUCGUUGGGUACGCCUUCGCUGGCUUGCACCACCAUCAUGCUCACCUACAUCGCCAUCGCCAUUUGAUGCCACCUGCAGAAAACCUGGAACCCAGAGCCUUGGCUGUGGCGAAUGUGCCUCAUCUCCCCGAUGACUUUGUGGUGGAAUCAGUCACCCGCACGACUACGACUACGGUUUACGGGAAGUGCGCUCCAAUCAGCACCAUUCACUCUACGCUUACUCUCGUGAGGGAGGGACCUGAACCUACACUGUAUAAACCGGACAUCCCAGAACCAUUUCAAAAACACUGGUAUCAAUUGCAGCAGCAGGCGGAAGCGAUUCUCCCUGCGCCGACGAAUAUCCAGCCUGCUCAGACCCAGUUCACUCGCCCAACCGAACCGGAGGAGACCACAACCAGCUACAAGACAAAAACAAUCACCAAAACUGCAACGAAUACCGUACGAGUUACUGCAAACCCCGGAGCCGGUCCUGCACCACCUGCAAAUACAGCCUCGGAAUCUCCAAACGCAGGAAAAGCCAUUCCACUAGCAGACACGCUCCCAGGGGGCUUGUCCGAAGAAGCAAAAUCCGUCCCAGCAAAAGGCGGUCCCGCGCCUGCUCAUCGCCCAAAGACCAAAGUCAACGGGCCAAUAGACACUGUUCUCGGUCUACCAGGCCAGGUCCUCCCAGAUCUACCGGUAGUCAACGAGAUCCUUCCAGGACAAAAGCCAGAGACCCCGCCACCAGUGGAUUGGACAGCACUACCACCGAAAGGACAAUUCUCAACCAAGGGAUUCGGCGGCCGGACUCAACCAUCUCCACCACAAGAAAGGGAGAUCAACUACCGUGGCAACGUCGGCAAGCCCUGGGGAAGUAAUAUCAUCCUUGUCAGUCCCGCCCAGGCCCAUCUCUACAAAUACGUGGCGCAGUUCACCGGCUCGAACAAUGAGCCUUGGACUGUGGUGGUUUGGAACAAAAUCGGACCGGAUGGGAAGUUGACUGGCUGGUAUGGCCACUCUGCUCUAACGUUCACGCUUGCGCCUGGUGAGACGCGCUAUGUUGCGUUUGAUGAGGACUCGGAGGGUGCAUGGGGUGCUGCGCCCGGUGGGAAGUUACCUACUGAUCAGUGGGGCGGGUAUUCGUGUACCUGGGGUGAGUUUAGCUUCGGUGAUGGGGAGAAUAAUGGGUGGUCGGGCUGGGAUGUGUCUGCUAUUCAGGCUCAGGUUGCGGAGCAACAUGUGCAGGGGAUGUCGAUUUGUCAGGCUGAUGGGAAGGGGUGCUCGGUUAUUACGACUGGUGCUGGCAAGGUGGUUGAUGCUUAUAUUAAGUCGAAGAAACAUGUUAAUGGGAUUGGGGGUGCUGCCGCACCUGGUCCCGUGCGGUUGAAGGUGGUGUUGGAUUAUCGGGGAUGA
Messenger RNA from Penicillium bovifimosum, 1428 nucleotides. RefSeq lists its product as uncharacterized. The transcript has a single exon. Gene Ontology annotation, molecular function: IgE binding. The record is from RefSeq and is a predicted model, not a curated record. Bases 1 to 1428 code for a protein of 475 amino acids. NCBI's taxonomy places the organism in Eukaryota, Fungi, Ascomycota, Eurotiomycetes, Eurotiales, Aspergillaceae. Gene Ontology annotation, cellular component: extracellular region.